This is a messenger RNA of Cokeromyces recurvatus, 706 nucleotides long. RefSeq lists its product as uncharacterized. The record is from RefSeq and is a predicted model, not a curated record. Gene Ontology annotation, biological process: ribosomal small subunit assembly; translation; maturation of SSU-rRNA from tricistronic rRNA transcript (SSU-rRNA, 5.8S rRNA, LSU-rRNA). Gene Ontology annotation, cellular component: ribosome; mitochondrial small ribosomal subunit. Gene Ontology annotation, molecular function: small ribosomal subunit rRNA binding; mRNA 5'-UTR binding; structural constituent of ribosome. The transcript has a single exon. NCBI's taxonomy places the organism in Eukaryota, Fungi, Mucoromycota, Mucoromycetes, Mucorales, Mucoraceae. The coding region runs from base 11 to 628 and encodes 205 amino acids.
AUAUAAUAUCAUGUUAGCCAUUAAACAUAGCAUUUCAAAAAAAAAUUGCAUACAACUUGCACUUACUCAACAGCGUUGGAUUUCCAAGACAUUAUCACACAGAGAAGAAAAAAAGAAAGCUUCUGACCAAUUCAGUGGUAUAUUGACGGCUCUUGGGACUCAAAAAGAUAAGCUCAACAAUAAUGAAUUCUCUAAUGUCUCAUCGGUUAAAACAUCAACUUCAGAAAAGCCUGCUACACUUGGUGAAUUCAUCGUUACAUUGCAACAAGCAGGUCAGUCUCCACAUCAAAUCUACAUUAACGCGUCUAACAAUAAUACCAUAAUUACAUUGACAAGACCCAAUGGAGCACCCCUCUUGACAACGUCAGGUGGAUCAGCAGGCUUUAAGAAGGCAGCUCGCAGUGGUUAUGAGGCAGCACAUCAAGCUGCACUUCAGUUAUUGGAUAAAAUAAAUAGUAAAAACUUGCAAGUGCUAAACAUAAAUAUUGUGUUGAAAGGGUUUGGGCCAGGUCGUGAAGCUGCCUUUAAAGCACUUGUGAGUGGUGCAUUAUGGAAUGUUAAACGUAUUACAGAUGCUACACCUAUUCCUUUUGGAGGAUGUAGACCUAAAAAAGCCAGACGUCUUUAGAAAUAAAAAUAAAAUAAAAAAAAAAUUGUAUAUUUUUUAUUAUUGUAUAGAAUAAAUAUAUUAAAAAAUAACUAUUGA